UUGAACAGAGCUGCAUACCUGGACUGCUGCAUACCUGGCUCUCCAGCAGCCAUGGCUCGGUUUUCCUGCCCAGAGUUGAGCCUGCUGCUUCUGUUACUGCUGCUCUUGACAAACAAUGUUGAAGCAAAUGACAAGAGGAUGAAGACACUGAAGAGGGCAAAGAGAAAUUGGCUCCCUCCCCCAUCCAGACUGGUGGAGAACACCAACCACACUGGAAUCAUCGCAAAGAUUCGCUCUGACAAAGACACACAAGGAAGUGUGGAGUACUUCCUCACAGGACAUGGAGCUGACAGACCACCCUACAACCUUUUCGUGGUGGAUCACAACAACGGACAUGUGCGCCUUACUGGCGUUCUAGACCGGGAAAAAUGUGCUGUUUACCAUCUAAAAGGCACUGCUAGAUUUCUGGAUGGGACCACAGCAGAGGAUGACAUUCCCCUGAUUAUCAAUGUCCUGGAUCAGAAUGACAACCCUCCUUUCUUCGAGCUGCACUCUGGGAAUAUUACAGAGACAAGCAAAAAAGGAACUUUUGUUAUGCAGAUUGAAGGUAAAGAUGCUGAUGAACCUGGAACGAUUAAUUCAGAGAUCGCAUACAAAAUCAUCAGUCAGGAGCCAAAGGGAACCGGUCACAUGUUCACUUUAGAUAAAAAGACAGGAAAACUAUAUGUAAAAGAGCCCACUCUGGACAGAGAGACAUAUGACUUCUACAAACUGGUCAUAAUGGGAACUGAUAUGGGAGGAGGACCAGGAGGUCUAACAGGGACAGGGACCGUGGAGAUAAAGGUCCUAGAUAUAAAUGACAACAUUCCCACUCUGGAAAAAUCUGAGUACAGUGGCUCAGUGGAUGAAAAUGUUGCUGAUGUUGUUGUGAUGAGGAUCAAAGCUCUGGACAAAGACCUUGAACACACAGACAACUGGCUGACUGUCUUUGAAAUUGCCAAAGGAAAUGAGGACAAUCUGUUCUCCAUUGAGACGGACAAAGAAACCAACGAGGGCAUCCUGAAGCUGAUCAAGGCAGUGGAUUUUGAAGAACUACAAAAUCUCGAGCUUGGCCUGCUCGUUAAGAAUGUGGCUCCUUUUGCAAAGGGGGGUCCUCUACUGAUGGAUGUGGAUGUUCAGGCUGGUGCUGGUGCUGGUGCUGGUGUUGGUGUUGGUGUUGGUGCUGGAGCUGGUGCUGGAGUAGAUGUGGAUGUGGGGGUAGACGUGGGAGUAGAUGUGGAUGUGGGGGUAAACGUGGGAGUAGAUCUGGAUGUGGGGGUAGACGUGGGAGUAGAUGUGGAUGUGGGGGUAGACGUGGGAGUAGAUUUAGACGUGGACCUGGAUGCUGGGGUCGAUGUCGGACUAGAUGCAGGACUUAAACCUCAAGGAGGACCUGGUCCUGGAGUUGGGGUUAAUCCUGGUGGUGGGCCUGCUACUGGUGCUGGUGCUGGAGUCGGAGUUGGACCUGGUGUUGGACCUGGUGUUGGGGUUGGAGUUGCACCUGGAGUUGGACCUGGAGUUGGACCUGGAGUGGGUGUUGGACUUAAGCCAGGCGUCAAACCAGGACCAGGAAAAAAGCCGAAACCCAAAAAACCAGCCAAAAGCUAUCCUAUUAAGAUAUCAGUGAAUAAUGUUCCAGAAGGUCCAGCAUUCCUUCCCAGCACCAAGAACGUUCCUGUGUCUGAGGACCCAGAUGAGUUACCAGAAAAUGGCACCCUCACUGUGUUUGCUGCUACUAAUCCAGAUACAGGAAAACCAGCGGAAGAUGUCAAUUAUGCCAAAGCCUUUGAUCCAGACAACUGGUUUACUGUUGAUGAAGACACAGCUGAAAUUAAACUCAACAAGGCUCCAGACCGAGAGUCACCCUUCUUGGUAAACGGUGUCUACAUUGCCAAAAUUCUGGCCAUGACCAAAGAUAUACCAUCGAAGACGGCCACGGGAACAAUAGCCAUCCAAGUCACUGACUCCAACGACCACUGUCCUACUUUGGCCACCACACACACCAGCCUGUGCUCAGAUAAAAAAACAGUCUAUGUUACUGGUUUUGAUGAAGACUUCAGUCCCAACGCAGCUCCAUUCACAUUCACAAUCAUACCUGAUGGUACAAAAGGCACCUGGGAUCCAGAAGUCAUCAAUGAAACGACGGUAGCACUUCAUUCUCAGGAGGAGCUGUGGCCUGGUACAUAUGAGCUCCAGAUAGAGGUGAUGGAUGCUCAGGGCCUGGCCUGUCCAGCCAAUGAAGUUUUUUCUGUGGACGUAUGCACCUGUGAGGGAAGAGAGGACUGCAGUGUGAUGGCAGACAGACUAGAAACCACGGCCUCUAAGGUCUCUGGAGGAGUCAUCGGCCUGGUCCUAUCAGCAUUCUGCUUACUGCUGUUCCUGCCUCUUUUUCUGCUGUUCUGUCAGUGUGGAGGAGCAAAUACAGUUUUCGCUGACCAGUUCACUGAUCUACCAUUUGACACCAAAGAACAUCUGAUAUCCUAUCACACUGAAGGACUAGGAGAGGAUCAGGAAGUGCCUCUCCAAAGUGUUCCUAUUCUACAGGGUACCCAACAAAAAAUUGGGACAGCACAAGGACUAAAUUUCAACUCCAUCUCGUCAACAGUGGUGGACAGCUUUAAGACACAAACCUACAACCACCAAUUCAUGGACAAUGACAACGCCUACAGGUUUUCCACAGAUUUUUACCAUGGUGAUGGCACUGCUACAUUCAGACAUAUGUAUGGUGAACAACAGUCAACAAACCUCUAUGAGGAGGACAUCGCCCUUCCUGAUGAGUUCCUCAGCUACUACUACUCCAAGAAAUCAGUGUUCGCUGUGACAGGGAAAGACGGUCUGUUGGAGUAUGAUUUUGAAGGCCAGGGCUCCUCCGCUGGCUCAGUGGGCUGCUGCAGCCUCCUGGAGUCUGACCAUGAUCUGGACUUCCUCAAUGACCUUGGAGAAAAGUUCAUGACUCUGGCUGAGAUCUGUUUCCCUCCAACACCGACACCCAAACCCUCCCAGACAUUUAAAACAACAGGUGCUUUCAAAACCACAGUGGAUGCUGUUAAACCUGUUUCAAAGACCAGGGUUGAGCAGGUGCUUGGAGCAAAGCAUUCUGUAGUAAAGACAGAGAAAGUCAUAUCAUCCACUAACAUCUCUAAAUCAUCUCUCAACACAGUGAGCAACAGCUCAUCCUCCAUGACACUUCCUCACCCCAGAGUUACUAACAUCUCUAAAUCAUCUCUCAACACAGUGAGCAACGGCUCAUCUUCCAUGACACUUCCUCACCCCAGUGUUACUAACAUCUCUAAAUCAUCUCUCAACACAGUGAGCAAUGGCUCAUCUUCCAUGACCCUUCCUCGCUCCAGUGUCACUAACAUCGGUCAUUCCUCUAACAUUGUUCAUUCUGCUAACCUGUCUUAUGCUCCUCAGACGGUCGUACUGCAACAGCAGCCAGUUUACUACACCACCACCCCUGUACUGCAGCCCAUGUCCUAUGUUGUCUCCCAAGGAACCAGUCUUCCUGGGAUGUUUCUAGUCAAUGGUCCCCAGGUUCCAUCUGAUCUUGUAAUCAGUGGAACCCAGAACCCUCUUCCAGGGCUUGUUGUCCAGAAUGCAGAGGGCUCUAGAAGUGUUAAUAUUUCUGCUGGGCCCAUGAGUCCAGUCUCUCCGACUGUGUUUCCAGGGCUUGUUGUCCAAAAUGCAGAGGGUUCUGGGACUCUUACUAGAACUCUUAAUAGUUCUGCUGGACCCAUGGGUCCAGUCACUCCGACUGUGUUUCCAGGGAUUGUUAUCCAGAAUGCAGAGGGUUCUGGGACUCUUACUAGAACUCUUAAUAGUUCUGCUGGACCCAUGGGUCCAGUCACUCAGACUGUGUUUGCAGGGCUUGUUACCCAGAAUGCAGAGGGGUCAAGAACUCUUAACAGAACUCUUAAUAGUUCAGUCGGAGUGACUGGACCCGUGGGUCCAGUCACUCCGACUGUGUUGCUGCCUGAUAAUCCAGCAAGGAUCCAGGGUUCAGUAGCCAUGGAAGGCUGGACAAUAAUGGGACCAAAUCCUGAUGGUAAGUAUAUGUUAGUCCCAGGUUCACCUCAGGGCAUUUUGCCUGGAGAUGCUAUCCUGGAUGAAGGGGCUGCUACCCCUCAGAGGGUGUUAUACUUGGCAGCCCAGAAGACUUUGUAUCAUUGCUUUGAAGGUCAUGCUUUUGCUAUAAAAGGGGUUGUUGUUGCACUGAAAAGGUAUUUAGGACAAAUAAAGAAAGUGGGCUUAGGGGCAUACACCUUUUUCAGAUAUUUGGUAGCAGUAAUGCCAAAAGAAGGACAGUCACGGAUCCAUAUAUCUAUGGUAGGUACAGCCGGGACUGAUCAGAUCAGAUUUAAAGGAAAUAAUCCAAUAAAAGGAUCUUUUGUUUUAUUUUAUUUUUUGUUUUAUGGAAUACUUGUGAGUAGAACAUCCUAGCAAAAGAAGACAGUGGUCAGGGUGCUCUCUGUUAAUCAGAGAGGAACUCUGAUGUAAGAGGUGUUUCUGUUGAAAUGGUCUUUGGUUUUACUGACUAUGCUUACAUAUCGCAUCAAGCCUUUUAUAGUGCAUUGCUUGUGUCUUUCUAUGUUGUAGAUAACCAAAUGCAAUGAAAAACCUGAUUAGAGACAGACAAACUAGUGCUACUCUGGCCCAAAGCUAUGUUGCUUGAGAUCCAGGAACCUAUUCCGUCUGGGUGUAGGGGUGGAAUUUGUCAUCACCAAUUAUGUGAAGAUUUCUGCAUCUGCGGGAACUAUUUAAACUCAUGCAUGUAGGCUUAAAUUUUUCCUUAACAUGAACUUAUACUGCCAUCUGAGUAAAACAGAUCACCUCAGAAGUUUAUUUUUUUUUAAUUAUUUUUAUCCCGGUUUUUUCCCCCAUUUUAUCACCCAGUGCUCCUACCUAACAGUCCUGGGCAUUGCCAUCCUCUACCAACCCCAGGAGGGCCCUGCACUGAGCUCAGGUCUCCUCCUUAACCUGAGGAGUGAGCAGGCCGCUUCUUUUCACCAGACAGGGUGGGGUUUCUCCGGCCGGACGUAGCGCGUGGAAGGAUCACGUUAUUCCGGCCGGAUCCUCCCCACCCUAUCUGGCGCCCCGGUCAGAGGGGGCACUAUAGCCCAGGACUGUUGCAUGUUUUUGUGAGGGUAGCUCCCAUUAGCUACCCAGGGGAACACGGGGAGAACAUGCAAACUCCACACAGAAAGAUCCUUUCACCAACCCCACCCAGGGUGUGGGCACUGAAGUCAUGGGGGAACUAACACUUCAGCGCCCACAGCGUCCCCGGCGGGAAUCGAACCCAGGACCUUCUUAGCUCAGAA
Cololabis saira (Pacific saury) is the source of this 5297-nucleotide messenger RNA. Its product is annotated as desmoglein-2-like protein. Gene Ontology annotation, biological process: homophilic cell-cell adhesion. Gene Ontology annotation, cellular component: desmosome; plasma membrane. The record is from RefSeq and is a predicted model, not a curated record. The coding region runs from base 52 to 4419 and encodes 1455 amino acids. Gene Ontology annotation, molecular function: calcium ion binding. Lineage: Eukaryota; Metazoa; Chordata; Actinopteri; Beloniformes; Belonidae. The transcript has 14 exons.